Molecule: messenger RNA, 2700 nt
Organism: Clarias gariepinus (North African catfish)
Lineage: Eukaryota; Metazoa; Chordata; Actinopteri; Siluriformes; Clariidae
Product: sialoadhesin-like
Exons: 7
Coding region: 124-1845 (573 amino acids)
Source: RefSeq, a predicted model, not a curated record
UAUAAAGAAUAAACUAACAUACUGUAGCACAUUAUUUAAAAAGAAAUGUUGACUCAGCAUCUUAAAUUUUAGGAUUCAGCUAUAUUAUAAUCAUUAACCCCCUCUCAGUACUGAUUGAGUGACAUGGAGUAUUUCCUGCUCUCUAAAAAAGAUUUAAAGGUGUCACUUAUCAGGCUCAGUGGAAAUGGAACCCUUAAACAAGGAGACUCGUUAAAUCUGACGUGUGAUGUGAACUGCACACACAGUUCCUCACAGUUUGUGUGGUCUACGAACAACGAGCAGUUAAAAACAUCAGGACCCGUUCUUUACUUUCCUGCUUUAACCGUGAGGGAUUCUGGGAAUUACACCUGCACUUGGAAAAGCAACGAGACGUCAGGAUCUAAAACCAUCAGCCUUCAGGUCGAGGGUGAUUGGGGAGUGAAAUAUCCAGAGCUGGUUUGUGCUGUGAGAGGAUCCAGUGUCUCCAUUCCCUGUAGUUAUUAUUAUCCUAAGGGAAUUCAGGUGGCACAAAUGCUUUGGUGCUCGAUGAACUCAAACAAAGGAAGGUGUACAGACUUUCCGUAUGUUUAUAACAGCUUAUCAAACAUCAAGUCACACUUUGAGUAUGUUGGAGAUGACAAAUCAAACUGCACUUUGUUAAUCCACAAUGCACAGUUCAGUUAUUCUGGAGAGUACAGAUUCAGAUUUAUAACUGAUUGGAUUGAUGGUGAAUGGACAGGUGAACCAGGAGUGACUCUACAAGUUGCAGAUUUAAAGGUGUCACUAAUCAGGCUCAGUGGAAACGGAACCCUUAAACAAGGAGACUCAAUAAAUCUAAAGUGUGAUAUGGGCUGCACACACAGUUCCUCACAGUUUGUGUGGUCUAAGAACAACAAGCAGUUAAAUCCAUCAGGACCCGUUCUUCACCUUCCUGCUUUAACCGUAAGGGAUUCUGGGAAUUACACCUGCACUUGGAAAACCAAGGAGACGUCAGGAUCUAAAACGAUCAGCCUUCAGGUCGAGGGUGAUUGGGGAGUAAAAUAUCCAGAGCUGGUUUGUGCUGUGAGAGGAUCCAGUGUCUCCAUUCCCUGUAGUUAUUAUUAUCCUAAGGGAAUUCAGGUGGCACAAAUGCUUUGGUGCUCGAUGAACUUAAACAAAGGAAGGUGUACAGACCUUCCGUAUGUUUAUAACAGCUUAUCAAACAUCAAGUCACAUUUUGAGUACGUUGGAGAUGACAAAUCAAACUGCACUUUGUUAAUCAACAAUGCACAGUUCAGUUAUUCUGGAGAGUACAGAUUCAGAUUUAUAACUGAUUGGAUUGAUGGUGAAUGGACAGGUGAACCAGGAGUGACUCUACAAGUUGCAGAUGUAAAGGUGUCACUAAUCAGGCUCAGUGGAAACAGAACCCUUAAACAAGGAGACUCGUUAAAUCUGACGUGUGAUGUGAACUGCACAAACAAUUCCUCACAGUUUGUGUGGUCUAAGAACAAUGAGCAGUUAAAUCCAUCAGGACCCGUUGUUCACUUUCCUGCUCUAACUGUGAGGGAUUCUGGGAAUUACACCUGCACUUGGAAAACCAACGAGACGUCUGGAUCUAAAACGAUCAGCCUUCAGGUCGAGGAGUACAGUCCUAAUUUUGUUCAUUGGUCAGUCUGGAUAGUUGUUGGUGUGACAACUGGAGUGAGUGUCAUUAUCUCAGUCUUCUUAGGAGCUGUGAUUUACAGCAGGAGAAACAGGUCACUGCAUGAGAGCCGAAGUGUCCACACUGAGGAGCAGAAGGAGGACGACUCUCAGAUCUACGCUAAUGUCCAGCAGAUGGAGGACAAUUCUGACAUCUAUGCUAAUGUAUACCAUAACCAGCCUUAACCGUGUUUGUUGCUCAGGUGUUACACUUCUUACAUUUACAUUUGAGGAUUUGGGGAAGGGGUAGGGAGAGAGUUUGCCCAAAUCUUGAAGAAACAGAUUCAGAAUAAUCAUUUAAAGAUUUCCAGUUUUACAGACAUCUAAAGGAAGUUCAGUCCACCACCUAGGUGUGAGAACAGAAAACUAGAAAACAUUUUUUCCUUAAUCCCUGAGAGAUGGUGGGACCACCCAAUCAGUGCUGGAGGAUCGGAGGGAAUGUUGUGGUGCGGUGUGUGAUUAGAGCUGAGAUGUAAGUGGGUGUUGGGCCAUUUUUAGCCUUUUUUUUUGCAGGAAGCCACUGCAGGGAGCGGAGAAGUGGGGUGGUGUGGGAGCACUUCGGAAGGUUGCACUUCUUGGCUUUGUUGUAUCUGAUUUACUUAUAUCUGAUCACAAAUCAGUCUCUUUCAGUGUUGACAUGUCAGUAUCCAAAUAUUCAAGUCUUGUCUAGCCUACUUUAAACACAAUAAUUAAUAAUCUCCCACACAGUAAGUUUAACUCCCAACUACAAAACCCUCCUGUACACCUUUACAGCCCUAAAAACAGACCCUUUGAUGCAUGUUGUCAGUUUUGAUUUCCUCAAAUAUUGAAUGAAAAUUUUAUUUCACUGUGACUAACUUCAUUUUGUUUUACCAGUAGAUCGGUGACUUUAUUUUGUUUCUUUAUGAGAUUGGAAAAACAAUUCUUUUUAUUUGUAUGCGUGGAAUAAUUUUCAUCUUAGUUUAAAUUAAAAAUGUGGUCACAAUUAUUUUUUUCUUAAACCUAACCCAACAUUCAUAAGAUAAAAUAAUCUUAUUGAAACUUAUUGAAAUUUAACAGCUA